ACAAGUAAACAUUUGAAACAAACAAGCACAUGAGGCACAUGAAGUGUGAGUGUAAAAAGCUGACAGCACUAUUGCAUAUCAAGGUGUUAUAUGUCAGCAACUGGAAUCUUCCCUUACUAUAUAAAUAUAGUAUUCAGGCAUAAUAGCGUGCAGUGCUCUGAUUGCUGCAAACUUUGACAGAGAGAUGACAAAAUCACUUGUUUUCCUUCUGGCGUCCCUUGUGUUCUGUUCAGAUGUUCGGAUGGGAACGUCUCAGUACUUUGAGCAUCCGAAUCCUGUGAGGGAGAUGGAGUUCAGUUAUCAUGACAAAGCAACGGAGAACAAACAGAUUAUAUACUGUUCUGUUUGUAAGGCCAUCGUUAGAAAACUGAUAUCAUAUAUUGGAAAAAAUGCUAAUAAGGAGGAGGUAAAUCGAAAGCUUGAUAAUAUUUGUACAAAAAUAAAAAUAGCUGGAUGUUCCGGUUUUUUGCGAAAAUAUAAGAAUAAACUGGUCACUGCGCUGCUGUCUGGAGACAAAGCAGUGACCAUCUGUGUCAAAUUAAAACUGUGCAAAAGAUAUACAUAAAAACAAAACAGUAAUGUGAAUACUUCAAGAAUUGGAAUGUUAUUUAUGUUAUCAUUUGUUACACAUUAUUGGAAUAAAUGGAGAACAUUUUUAAAAAGUCUGCUACAUACUUUUCAUGACAAUAAAGUUAAGGCUCUCAA
Molecule: messenger RNA, 705 nt
Organism: Carassius auratus (goldfish)
Lineage: Eukaryota; Metazoa; Chordata; Actinopteri; Cypriniformes; Cyprinidae
Gene: gnly
Product: granulysin
Exons: 4
Coding region: 185-565 (126 amino acids)
Biological process (GO): killing of cells of another organism; antimicrobial humoral immune response mediated by antimicrobial peptide; lipid metabolic process
Cellular component (GO): cytolytic granule
Source: RefSeq, a predicted model, not a curated record